This is a messenger RNA of Myotis daubentonii (Daubenton's bat), 706 nucleotides long. RefSeq names its product zinc finger and SCAN domain-containing protein 5B-like. Lineage: Eukaryota; Metazoa; Chordata; Mammalia; Chiroptera; Vespertilionidae. The record is from RefSeq and is a predicted model, not a curated record.
AGGUCCUGUUACCAAGUCCAUACCUUCUGUUGAUCUCUAUCAGGAGCUGGCUCAGGCCGGGAUUGCUGCAGUCCCAUUGGAGACGUAUCCAGGGAAUAUGGCUACAGACCAGGCAUUUUCCAAUGGUCAUGGGCACCCACAGGGCAGCCUGGGCUGGGCGCUGCCACCUGCCAGACGACCCCGGGGAAACCUCACUGAAGGACAGCACUGGGACUCUGAGAGGUGGCACGUGCUCUUCAGAGCCUUCCAACACCCAGAGGACGCGGACCCCCUCCAGAGCGUGCACACAAUGUCUGCGCUCCUCCAUCGCUGGCUGAGGCCCGAUGUGCUCACCAAGAAGCAGAUCUUGGAUAAGCUUCUGCUGGAGAAGUUCAUGACCUGCAUGCCCCUGGAGCUGCAGGUCUUGGUGAAGGAGAGGCGCGUGCAGAGCUUCGAGGAACUGAAGGUCUUGCUGAGAAAUAAGGAGAAACCCAGGAAAUGGAAGGUCAUCACCUUGCAAGAGCAGAAGUAUCUUCUGGAGAAUUCCUAUGUCCAGGUGGCCGAUGAGGAAGUCGGUGACACAGACUAUGUGUUGGACUUGUCCAUGAAGUCCCCAUCCCCCAUCAGUCAGACGGGGGUACAUCCUGAGAACAGCCAGGAGGUCAAUGGACAGCCGGGGAACCAGCCAGGAACCUGUGACGUGGUGUGGGGACAGGUGAGUGUGUGA